Messenger RNA from Paecilomyces variotii, 1395 nucleotides. RefSeq lists its product as hypothetical. Gene Ontology annotation, cellular component: cytoplasm; ASAP complex; nucleoplasm. The record is from RefSeq and is a predicted model, not a curated record. Gene Ontology annotation, molecular function: RNA binding. The transcript is spliced from 3 exons. Bases 218 to 1189 code for a protein of 323 amino acids. Lineage: Eukaryota; Fungi; Ascomycota; Eurotiomycetes; Eurotiales; Thermoascaceae. Gene Ontology annotation, biological process: mRNA splicing, via spliceosome.
CUGAUCGACAUCCCCUUCAUUUCACGGCCAUUGAGAAUCGAAUUUCGGGCGUGAGCAGGAUCGCAGUGAUCUGUCCUCGCUGUCCCACUCGCGAUUUUGCGGUUCUCAUAGAGCAUUCAUACCUUUUGAGCAAUCCCAAGCUUCCUCGAUUCCAGUGCCGGGUCCCUCCCUCCUGCUACUCCAACCACUACCACAGCCAUUAGCGAGAGUAUCGAACAUGCGCGCUAGGUCUGUAUCUACAGAAAGAUCUAGGUCACGCUCGCCAGAGAUGUCAGCUACCGGUCGCGAAAGAUCACGGUCUCGCUCUCCCCGUCGCUCUGUAUCUCCUCGCUCGCCGACGAGCCCGCGUGCAGGAACCAGAAGUCCUUCGCCUGGCGUUGGACGUCACAAUGGGCACCGAGGGAGAAAUUAUAGUCGGUCACCAUCGCGUGACAGAGGACGCUCCCGAAGUUACAGCAGGAACAGGGCCGGUGGCCGGUAUAGAGACAGGGCCUACUCGCGGAGCCGCAGUCCGGAGAGUCCUCGAAGGAGCUCAAAGAUUAUCGUGGAGAAGUUGACUAAAAAUGUCACGGAGGAACAUCUGUACGAGAUAUUUGGUACCUUUGGAGAGAUACAAAGCCUGGAGUUGCCAAUGAAUAAAGCUUUUAUGACCAACAGAGGUACCGCAUACAUCCUCUACUAUGAAGUCGCAGAUGCCGAAGCUGCUAUUUCACAUAUGCAUGAGGCGCAACUAGAUGGAGCUAUUCUCAACGUCUCCAUUGUCCUUCCUCGUCGUGCCUUUUCUCGCUCACCCCCACCUGCUCGUCGAGGCGGCUUCCCACGCUCUGGCUUUGGACGGCCACCCCCUCUGGAUGGUGGACGAGCAGGCGGUUUCCGUUCCCCUCCACCCCGGCGCAGAUCGCCUCCUGGGCGAAGAUAUGCUGGGUCGCGUGCAAUGGACAGACAUGAUCGCUAUCGCCCACGGUCUUUAUCACGGUCCCGAUCUCGUUCCCCUAGGCGCGGCCGCUCUUACACGCCGUCGUCACCCUCGAGGUCUCCUUCACCCGGGAGAGACUCGUUACGAAGAGACAGUCCCAGACGCCGCAGACGCCGUAGUCCCAGUUACAGCAGCUACAGUAGCUACAGCGGUAGGAGCAGAAGUGCAAGCAGAAACCGAAGCCGCAGUCGAUACGGCGCUGGCAGAAGAUAAAUCAGCAAGCAGGCGUUCUAGGCGCUCGGUCUUAUUAUGGGUGGCAUCUACUACUUCGUCCUGUAUCAUUUGUCCUUGGGAAUGUGGUAUGGAUACAGUGUCGUUUUAUUUCUCUUUUGUAAACUAUGUUGUGAGUGCCAAUGUGCUAUUCGAAGAUGUAUCUAGGAGUCAACUUGCGUGCUUGCAAGGACCGUCAUAAAUGUCUA